AUGUUGAACCUUCAAGUCGAUGUGGUGCAAUUGUUAGAAGAUAAUGCAAAACGUAUAAUGAGCCAAACUGAAAGGUGUUGUGCAAGAAUCAAAUAUCUUGGAUUAAGUGGAAACUUACUACGGCAUACAGCGGGGUUCUUGAUUUCGAUAACAUCACACAUCGUGACAUGUAAACAUCCAAAUCAAAAUGAUGUUUUUAAAAUACGGACGUUUUAUGCGAAGGGAACUGCUGAAGAUCUCGCAGUCAUUAAUGAAGAGGCACAUCAAGAUUUGUUGUUAUUGAAGGGAACAUAUGUGCCCGAUCAAUAUUUGAAGCGGCAUGGUCCUGUCGUGGUGACAAAGCGUACAAAUUUGGGUUUGGGGACACGACCAAUCUAA
Molecule: messenger RNA, 378 nt
Organism: Didymodactylos carnosus
Lineage: Eukaryota; Metazoa; Rotifera; Eurotatoria; Philodinida; Philodinidae
Source: the annotation of a GenBank genome assembly